Batrachochytrium dendrobatidis JAM81 is the source of this 2131-nucleotide messenger RNA. RefSeq lists its product as uncharacterized. The record is from RefSeq and is a predicted model, not a curated record. Bases 25 to 2109 code for a protein of 694 amino acids. Gene Ontology annotation, cellular component: P-body; CCR4-NOT core complex; nucleus. Gene Ontology annotation, biological process: regulation of DNA-templated transcription; nuclear-transcribed mRNA poly(A) tail shortening. Lineage: Eukaryota; Fungi; Chytridiomycota; Chytridiomycetes; Rhizophydiales. The transcript has 12 exons.
AACUUUGCAACAUACAGACUUCUCAUGGCUGCGAGAAAACUACAAGCCGAGAUCGAACGAACGCUCAAAAAAGUAUCCGAAGGAGUCGAGAUUUUUGAGAGCAUAUUUGAAAAGAUUUCGACUGCAUCCAACCAAGCUCAAAAGGAAAAGUUUGAAGGCGAUCUCAAAAAGGAAAUCAAAAAACUCCAACGGUAUCGUGAUCAGAUCAAAUCAUGGGCAUCAUCAAAUGAGAUCAAGGAUAAGAGAGCGUUGCUUGACAACCGGAAACUGAUUGAGCAGCAAAUGGAGAAAUUCAAAGCGAUGGAAAAGGAACUCAAAACAAAAGCCUAUUCACAGGCAGGGUUAAAUGCAGCAAGUCGCAUAGAUCCACAGGAAAAAGAAAAGGAGGAUCUUCGACAGUGGAUAGCUGAAAUGACCGACGAGCUUAAUGUUCAAAUUGAUAUGCUUGAAGCUGAGCUUGAAACUCUUCAAAUAGCCGUUCGUAAAGCUAAAAAAGGCGACUCUUCUAAAUCUGAUCGGGUUAGUAAGAUUGACAAGAUCAUCGAGCGGCAUAAGCAUCAUCAGACUACACUUGAGAUUGUGUUGCGAAUGAUGGAUAAUGGAAAUUUGAAGCUUGAAGAGGUUGCAAGUGUUCAAGAUGAUGUAGCAUAUUAUGUCGAGUCCAACCAAGAUCCUGAUUUUGAGGAAGAUGAAGGUAUAUACGAAGGCUUGAAUCUUGAGGAAGCAGAAGCAUACGGUUUUGCAAACGAAGAUGAGGACGAGGAUGAUUCAGAUACUGACACUCCAAUGGUAUCACCACCUCUCAAGGAACGAGAGAUCACAGUAAAGAAUCAUGCAAAAGAUCGAGAUGCUGACUCGGAAAUAAAACGAAAAGGAAGUAAAAAUGAUCACGACGUAAAGGUUUCUUCUCCAUCCAAAUUAAAGGCAACGGUGUUGCCAGUGCGUGCAACAGUCAAGGAGGAUCUUGCUAAAGGAUCCAUGUUAAAAUCGAUUAUACUUCCUCCUCGCCCAGCCCCAACACCCGUUCGUAGCGUAACUGGUACUGCUCUUGUUGAGGCACCUGCACCACUCUCACAGCGAUACGCCGCCGCCGCUGCAUCUACCACUAUCCCAGAUCCACACAUCAAACCUUUCAAGGCAGCAGAUACUGGAAAAGGAAUACGACAACUUACUGCAGAUGUUAUGGUACCAGCAGCUGCUAAUUUAACAGUUGCUGGGAGUCAUCAAACAUCGUCAUUGGCUGUUUUGGCCACUAAUGUGCCUACUCAUACGGAAGAGAUUAACGGAAAACAGCAUUCGAUACACACUACUCUACCAAAUGAGAACCAUCCUUUGGCAGUGCAGACACUUGCACAAAAAGGAUCACCUCAAUCUCUUACUACAGUAUCACCAUCGCGAGUCACGUUCAAUCUAGCCAACUCUCAAUACACAUCCACUUCAACAUCAAUGCCUCCUUCACUUAGUCCGUCAUCCAAUCGCAGCCUUGUAGCUACUCCAUUAGCAAGUGAGACUUUUUCCAAUGAUAUGCUUCAUCGGAUAGCUCUUGACCAAUCAGCAGAGUCUUCACCACCCAUAAUGGAAGCAAUGGAUAAUCAUUUGCCACCCAUUUUGGCUGAUUUGGUUGCUUCUUUUGAUAUUGCUAAAGAGCGAUCGCAGCGAACUAGCAAUGAUGCCUAUUUUUCUCGAAUGGUUGAAUCUAGCUUUCAAUGUCUAAUAGACGCUACAGACUCGGCAAAGUCCAAGGCAUACACUGCAAAAGAUCCAUAUCCAGUUCCAAGCUACUACCCACAGACUCCGCUGGCAACAUUUGAGUCUAACCCGUUAAUUUUUGAGCGGUUUGAUGUGGACACACUCUUUUUCAUCUUUUAUUACCGUAUUGGAACAUACCAGCAAUUUCUUGCAGCGCGAGAACUCAAACGACAAUCAUGGCGAUUUCAUAAAAAAUAUCUAACAUGGUUUCAACGGCACGAAGAGCCAAAAACCAUUACAGACGAGUUUGAGCAAGGAACUUAUGUGUAUUUUGACUACGAGGAGUCAUGGUGUCAACGAAAAAAGACUGACUUUCGAUUUGAGUACAAAUAUUUGGAAGACGAGGUUCAAUUGCAAUAGAAUUAUUUUUAUGUUUUUGAGU